AGUAAAUCCGUUACCUGGUCCAUUUCCUUGGAUGCCCCUGUUAGGAAAUACGCUAGAGUUAUUAAAAUAUAAAAACAUCGCAGAAUAUUUAAAAGAAGUUCAAUCGAAAUACGGAGAUUUCUGUGAAAUUCACAUUGGUUUUAAACGACUUCUCAUAAUUUCUAAUGGUGAUGUGGCACAUCCAAUUCAUACUUCUUCAGUAACUCUUAGUCGUAAAUUCUUAUAUCGUGAUUUAAAAAAUCCUGGACUGGAAGAAAUGGGUAUAGAAAAUAGUGGAAUAGUUUUUAAUAGAAAUUUAGAUGAAUGGAAAAUCAAUCGUGAAUUCGUUGAAAGAAUAGUAAGGUCAAGAAAUUUUUUAAGAAUGAUUACAGGGAAAACAUAUGAAAUGGCCACUGAUUUGUUUAGGUUAUGGGAUAUUUUGAUAAAUGACCAGAGGGAAAUUGAUCUAUCUAAAUGGCUAGAAAAACUUUCUGGGGAUAUAGCAGUCAAAACAACAACUGGAUUACCUGGUUACUCAGUGCACACUUUUUUUAAUUCACUGGGUUAUGAUGUUAAUUGUGAUAAUCUUUCAAAUUCAGAACGGGAACUAUCUUCAAAAAUGAUUUCUCUAGUUAAUUCUUCUUUUAAAACAGCGCAAUGGUUCAGUUUAGUUCCACCCUUUAUAAGACAUGCUCCUGGAAUAAGCUUUUUUAACAACAAACUUUCAAAAGUUAUAAAAAAUUUAGAA
This is a messenger RNA of Dentiscutata heterogama, 727 nucleotides long. The record is from the annotation of a GenBank genome assembly. NCBI's taxonomy places the organism in Eukaryota, Fungi, Glomeromycota, Glomeromycetes, Diversisporales, Gigasporaceae.